This is a messenger RNA of Funneliformis caledonium, 1113 nucleotides long. The record is from the annotation of a GenBank genome assembly. Lineage: Eukaryota; Fungi; Glomeromycota; Glomeromycetes; Glomerales; Glomeraceae.
AUGGGAGAUGGAGGCUUUUUCAAGGGUACGAGUUUGGAGCAAGACAGCCGAUUUUCUGAUAAACAGAAAAAAUUAUUGAAGAGUAUGAAUUUUCCCUCAGAGUUCAAUUUAAAGGUUGACUUGAAAAAAGUGAACUUAAAUGUUAUUAGGCCGUGGGUCGCGCAAAAAAUCGUAGAGUUAUUGGGUGGUGAAGAUGAAGUAGUCGUCAAUUAUGUGUUUGGAUUAUUAGAAGAACCAGAUUUGGAUCCAAGGAUGAUGCAAAUUAAUCUUACCGGCUUCUUGGAAACAGACGCACCAAUUUUUGUUACAGAAUUAUGGCAAUUACUUUUAUCAGCUCAGGAAGGUGAAAAUGGUAUUCCAGCAAUUUUUCUUGAACAAAAAAUGGAACAGAUUCGUAAGAAGCAGGAAGAGGAUGAACGAAUUCUAUUAGAAAUUCGAAAAAGACGUGAAAAAGAGGAGGAGGAAAGGACAAAACUGCGAGAUGUAAGAGAAAGAGAGCGAAGGGAAGAACGCGAAAGAAAGGAGGGAGACAAUUUUGUAUUUCUAUCGUUUCAUGGAAAAUCAUUUGUCUUACAAGCAAAUCUUUAUAGGAACGUGAACACAGAUCGAGCCGUCACCGUAGUAGAAGUAGAGAUGAAAUUAGACGGCCUCGCAGAAGUUCACGACGGAGAUAUAGUCGCAGUAAAAGUGAAGAAGACAGGCGACGACGUUCCCACAGGAGGAGUAAUAGUAGAAGUAGGGAUCAUAGUAGGAAUCGUGGUGGAGAUCAUAGUAGGGAACAUCGAAGACAUAAAAAUAAUAGGCGAUUCAAAAGAAUCUAUAGAUAGAAAUAGUCACGUAUUAUCUCCCAAAAAAAAUAAUCGUAAAGAUGUUGUAGUUACAGAUGAUGAUUUAAAGAAAAGGACUGUUGAAUUAGUAGAAGAUAAUAAUACUACUACACCAAAUUCGCCCAUUCGUAAAAAAGUAGUAGAUGGUCCAUAUUUCAAAUCCAAGUGGAACGAUGAUGAAGAUGAAGAAGAAAGCGUGGAAAGCAAAAAGAAAUCUAAUUCCGAUCUUGAACAACUCGAACAACUUCGUGCUAAAGCAUUUGAAUCGAUGAGAAAUCGCAAGUAA